AAGUCACAAUGGGAAGCAACAAAUUUCCAUGGUAUAAAAAUGGCUGAGUGGUCAGGGGCAGGGCUUCCUAGGGGUGUUUAUAUCAUUAUUUUAUUCAUCACUUUGACACUUGAAUAACACCAAGCAACACCCCCACCGCUUCGGGUUUCUGCGAAAGCUUAAAUUUGCACUAUAAACUCACACUUUUCUCUCUUCAACUCUUCAACUCUUCAAAGAUAUUUACAAGAUGGCGGCAACGUCAGCAGCUACCUUUUCAGCUGGAUCUACUGUCGCCUUCGGCACCAAAGCAAGCCAACUCCCACAAUCAAAACCUUCAGCUGUAAGAUUCAAGUCCCAGAAAUCACUUGCAACCUUCAGUGGUCUCAAGGCAGCUACGUUUGUGAAGUGUGAGUCAGAGUCAUCUUUCUUAGGCAAGGAAAGUAGCGCAGCCCUUCGAGGCUCUGUUGUACCAAAAGCUCAAAAAUCAAGCCAAAAGUCACAGUAUCACCUAAACCCACAGGCAUCUUACAAAGUGGCAAUUCUUGGAGCUGCUGGAGGAAUAGGCCAGCCCCUAGCACUUCUAGUUAAGAUGUCUCCAUUGGUUUCAGCCCUGCACCUCUAUGAUAUAGCAAAUGUCAAGGGAGUUGCUGCUGACAUCAGUCACUGUAAUACCCCUGCGCAAGUUUUGGAUUUCACAGGGGCUUCUGAGUUACCCAAUUCUCUGAAGGGUGUCGAUGUUGUUGUCAUACCUGCUGGGAUUCCAAGGAAGCCUGGUAUGACCCGGGAUGACCUCUUCAACAUCAAUGCCAGCAUAGUGAAGAACUUGGUUGAGGCUGUGGCUGAUAACUGCCCUGAUGCUUUCAUCCACAUCAUCAGCAAUCCAGUAAACUCUACAGUGCCAAUUGCAGCUGAAGUUUUGAAGAAGAAGGGUGUGUAUGAUCCAAAGAAGCUCUUUGGCGUUACUACACUUGAUGUCGUGAGGGCAAAUACAUUUGUUGCUCAGAAGAAAAACCUCAAGCUUAUUGACGUGGAUGUGCCAGUGGUGGGAGGGCAUGCAGGGAUAACUAUUCUUCCCCUUCUAUCAAAGACAAAACCCUCUGUUAGUUUCACUGAUGAGGAAGUGCAGGAGCUAACUGUAAGGAUCCAGAAUGCAGGGACAGAAGUUGUGCAGGCAAAGGCAGGGGCAGGGUCUGCAACCCUGUCAAUGGCAUACGCCGCAGCCAGAUUUGUCGAAUCUUCUCUUCGUGCUUUGGAUGGGGAUGCUGAUGUCUAUGAGUGCUCGUUUGUGCAAUCUGAUCUUACUGAGCUUCCAUUCUUUGCUUCUAGGGUAAAACUUGGAAGGAAGGGGGUUGAAGCUCUCAUUUCAUCUGACCUCCAAGGGCUGACUACGUAUGAACAGGAGGCACUGGAAGCUCUCAAGCCUGAACUGAAGGCCAGCAUUGAGAAGGGUAUUGCAUCUGCUCAGAAGCAACCAGUUGGUGCAUAGAGUGAGGUCAGUUAUAAAUGCCAUAACCAAACCGAGAUGCAGGAGUUAUCGAGGUUGAUAAUUCUUGUUGCGACACAUCACUACAUCAGCACUUUCAAGUUUUGUAGAAUUUUCAUCUUCAUUUUCUUUUCUUUUUUUAUUAUGAAAAACUCUUUCUAAUGAGACAUUUCAUGAUAGCGCUGUAGAUUUGAAAAUUGCAAAUUGCUGCAAUUGAGAGCAUGUGUCUUUUUUUCUUUAAACAACAUGGAUGAUGUGCCCCGAUAUAUGUAUUUAAUGAGAUGUUUUGUCCUUCCAUAGAAA
This is a messenger RNA of Populus trichocarpa (black cottonwood), 1765 nucleotides long. Its product is annotated as malate dehydrogenase, chloroplastic. Lineage: Eukaryota; Viridiplantae; Streptophyta; Magnoliopsida; Malpighiales; Salicaceae. The record is from RefSeq and is a predicted model, not a curated record. Gene Ontology annotation, biological process: malate metabolic process; tricarboxylic acid cycle. The transcript is spliced from 2 exons. Bases 227 to 1465 code for a protein of 412 amino acids. Gene Ontology annotation, cellular component: mitochondrion; cytoplasm. Gene Ontology annotation, molecular function: L-malate dehydrogenase (NAD+) activity.